This is a messenger RNA of Pangasianodon hypophthalmus (striped catfish), 2628 nucleotides long. It is a transcript of the gene agxt2, whose product is annotated as alanine--glyoxylate aminotransferase 2. The record is from RefSeq and is a predicted model, not a curated record. Gene Ontology annotation, molecular function: L-alanine:glyoxylate transaminase activity; pyridoxal phosphate binding. Bases 365 to 1903 code for a protein of 512 amino acids. Gene Ontology annotation, cellular component: mitochondrion. NCBI's taxonomy places the organism in Eukaryota, Metazoa, Chordata, Actinopteri, Siluriformes, Pangasiidae. Gene Ontology annotation, biological process: glyoxylate catabolic process. The transcript has 15 exons.
ACGAGGCUAAACUGGUAGCUGUUAGUGUCCGUUACCUGUCAGCUAUAUGAGUCUCGUAGCUCCAGUGCAAAAUAAGAGAAAGCAAAAUUCACACACCAGACAUAUCUAUCUGAUCGACUACAUUUGGACUAAAGAGGAACACUGGAUCAGUCCUGGUGGAAAGAGCUGCAGGGUUUAUUGCCCCUUUAACACCCCCAGCUCUAACACAUGGUCUUAAAGCAGCUGAACUUCACCUUUGGAACAGCUUUUCUCUCUCAGUUUAUCAUUAGUGGACUUCUCUCCACCCAUUCUGCCUAUCAGAAACCCAUUUCUCACAUUUACCCAUCUUCAGUCUCUGAGAAAACUCCUGCAGUUCUCUGUAAACAUGUUUAAAGGCUUUGCCCGAGUGAAGGCUCCUCGGUGGGCCAGGAGAGCCGGCCAUGGGCUCGGUCCUGUGCUGCAGCUCCACCGACCACCUGGUGCGUUACGUCAGGAGGACGUGAUGAAGAACCUGCGAGUCCAGAUGCCCUCUUGUAAUUUUACACCUGAGACGUACCAGGGGAUGAGUAAGGAGCAGAUGCUGGAGAUCAGGAAGCUGAACUGUAAUGCCAUGACGAUGAAGGUGACGUACUACAAGAAGCCACUUUUUAUCCAUCAGGGUUUCAUGCAGUGGCUGUGGGAUGUGGACGGGUCGCGCUAUCUCGACAUGUUUGCGGGGGUCGCAACCGUCAGCCUGGGACACUGCCAUCCGAAAGUAACGAAAGCUGCGCAGGAGCAGCUGCAGUAUCUUUGGCACACCUCAGCCAUUUAUAUUCAUCCUCAGAUCCAGGAAUACGCAGAGAAACUCGUCUCACUUCUGCCUGAACCUCUGAAAGUAGUGUAUCUGACUAACAGUGGCUCUGAGGCCAAUGAUCUGGCUCUGCUGAUGGCGAGAUUACACACAGGAAACUUUGAUGCCAUCACUCUGAGAGGUUCCUAUCAUGGCGGAAGUCCACUAACGAUGGGUCUGACCUCAAACACAGUGUAUAAAUACCCAGUGCCCUCCAGCCUGGGCUGCUAUAAUACCAUGUGUCCUGAUGUGUUCAGGGGGCCGUGGGGUGGGAGUCACUGCAGAGAUUCACCUGUUCAGACAGUCAGAGAGUGCAGCUGCUCUCCUGAUCAGUGCCAGGCCAAUGACAGGUACAUCGAGCAGCUGAAGGACGUUUUCGCUACGAGCGUACCCAAUCGCAUCGCUGCGUUCUUCGCAGAACCCAUUCAGGGAUUAGGGGGAAUUGUCCAGUACCCGAAGAACUUCCUGAAAGACACCUACAAGCUAGUGAGAGAAAAAGGUGGAAUAUGUAUAGCUGAUGAGGUUCAGACCGGUUUCGGACGCACAGGAAGUCACUUCUGGGGUUUUCAGACCCAUGACGUUGUUCCAGACAUCGUGACGAUGGCUAAAGGAAUCGCUAACGGAUUUCCCAUGGGGGCUGUGGUCACGAGCGAGGAAAUUGCUCGUCCCUUUGCUGAAGGACUGCACUUCAACACGUUCGGUGGAAACCCUGUCGCCUGCGGCAUCGCCUCGGCCGUGCUGGAUGCGAUUAAAGAGGACCGGAUCCAGGAGAACUGUGCCGUAGUAGGAACACAUCUGCUGAAGGAACUCGCCAAACUGCGAGAUAAGUACGAGAUCGUCGGGGACGUUCGGGGAAAAGGACUGCACAUCGGCGUGGAGAUGGUCAAAGACAAAGAGAGUCGAGAUCCUCUUCCUUCCGAUGCCAUGACUGAGAUUUUGGAGGACACGAAGGACAUGGGCGUGCUGAUCGGCAGAGGAGGGAUUUACGGACAGACGUUCCGGAUCCAGCCGCCGAUGUGCGUCACUAAAGACGAUGCCGAUUUCUUCCUCGCCGUGUUCGAUCAGGCGCUGCACAACUACACGGAGAGGAGAUGAGAGAAGAAAACAGCACCGAGCCUGACAGACUGCGUCUGUUCCAAAUCAGUCCAUUCCCUUUCCUUCCCCCCUAAAACCUCUCGGAAGGACCAAUCAGCACUCAGUCGGGCUGGGUUUCAAAUCACACGGGACAGCACUGGCGUUACAGACUGUUCUGUUCCAAAUCAACCCCGAAUGAAUUGUUCUACUAAGACCAAUAGUUCAACACUGAACCUAACUCUAAGGUUCUGCUCCAAAUCAACCCCUAAUCCACUUUUCCCUUCCCCCUACAGAGGACGGAUCACCACUGGACCUUACAGCUCAGCCCGGACCCGUUCCAAAUCAACCCUGAACUAACACUUUCUCAAAAUAAGAGGACACUGCACCACUAGAACAUUCUAGGGCUCUUUCGAGGGCUCGUUCAAAUCUAACACCUUUCCCUAACCACUUUCCCUAACCGCUACGGCACUUAGCCCGGCCUCGUCCCGAUUCACCACGUCAUACAGAUGGCAAUAGGCUGCAGUUGAUUUAUAAGAGCUAGUGUUUAUUGUCGAUUAACGCAGCUCUUGUAGUUUAGCGACUCAUUUCAGUGCUGCUGUGUUUACAAAACUAAACACCGAACCUGAGUGCCUUUAGCAGUCGUUAACACCAGCAUUAAUGAAGGAAAUAAAACUCAACAAACAAACAAAACCUCAGACUCGUGAAAUUAAAUCAGAUGUCUUUAAUAAACACCGUCUGAAACAUCA